AUGAUGGCAUGUUCUCGGUCAUGUUCCCGCAUCCUGGGGGUCAGCCUUGGCCUUUCAGCCCAGCUUGCUGCUGGGGCCAACCUUGCUCUAUUCUUUCCUGACUGGGAAGUGACCUCUCUGAAGAAUGGCCUUAUAGGCAAGCAUGCUCUGAGGGGCUCAGGCCUUUGGGGAGGGGGCCUGAUGGUGCUCUUGGCAUCCAUUCUCAUCUCACUGAUAGGCUGGCGUCGGGGCUGCUUCAGGAACAGUGGGCCCUGCAAAAGUAUGCUUGUUUCUAUGCUGGCAAGUUGCCUGGCUUUUUUGGGAGCCUUUGUUUGCUUUAUCACAUCUGGGGCAGCCCUGAAGAAUGGUCCUUUCUGCAGGUUUGGUGUUUCCUCGUCCAACAAGACCCAAGCCUCCAAGUACGGCUAUCCGUUUAAAGACCUGAAUGACAGGAACUACCUUUAUGACCAUUUCCUAUGGGAUUCAGUCUGUAUUGAGCCUUCUAGAGCUGUCAUCUGGCAUGUAACUUUCUUCUCCACGCUCCUGGGUGUCAGCGUUCUCCAGAUUAUCCUGGUAUUAGUCCAAUUAAUCAACAGUUUCUUGGGUCUCUUUUGUGGCUUCUUUGAGAAGAGAGAGAUUCAGAAAGCUCUAAUUCAGUGGGGACUUCUAGAAGAAUAUCCAGGAGAUUUCCAAACAUUGGUGCUGAAGAAUGGAGUCUGGAACACUCACCCUUUUAUAACCUAUGGCAAAGUGGGCAGAGCUUUUUAG
Molecule: messenger RNA, 747 nt
Organism: Gracilinanus agilis (Agile Gracile Mouse Opossum)
Lineage: Eukaryota; Metazoa; Chordata; Mammalia; Didelphimorphia; Didelphidae
Gene: TM4SF19
Product: transmembrane 4 L six family member 19
Exons: 5
Coding region: 1-747 (248 amino acids)
Cellular component (GO): membrane
Source: RefSeq, a predicted model, not a curated record